AUGGUACGUGCACUGUUGCUAGUUGAAUUGGCCCUGGUCGGUACGACUUUGGCCGGAAUGUUGCCGAUCGGGUACUCCGGAUGGGAAGGCCGUAUUGUUGGAGGAAAAAACGCCGAGGAAGGUCAAUUUCCUCAUCAAGCAUCGCUCCGAACGUCCACUGGGAGUCAUUUCUGUGGAGGAUCCGUCAUCAGCGAUCGUUGGGUGCUAACAGCAGCUCAUUGUACCUAUGGAAGAACACCCCAAAGCACCUUCGUUGUUGUGGGAGUACUCUUGUUGAGCGAGGGAAUUCGCUACGACUUGGAAGACAUCAUUCAGCAUCGGUUCUACAACCCACGGAGGAUGGAAAACGAUAUUUCACUACUUCAUGUUGCGUCCCAAAUUGUGUUUACGAGUAAGGUGGGACAGAUUCCGCUAGGGUCAGAAUUUAUUCAGCAACCUUUGACCGCUCAAGCUUCCGGCUGGGGACAAACUUCGCACCCUGGAUCGCUAGCGGGACAUCUGCAGUUUGUCAAUGUAACGAUCAUUUCACUGGACGAAUGUCGGGAACGUCAGGUUUUUGGCAACGAUGCAUUUGUUCACGAAAACACUAUUUGCACAUCAAGUCCCCAGGGUAUUGGAAUGUGCAUGGGUGACUCUGGUGGACCAUUAAUCUCCGAAGGACAGCUGCAAGGGGUUGUUUCUUGGGGUACGCCUUGUGCUCUUGGUAUACCCGAUGUGUUCUCUCGUGUUUCAUCUCACAGAAGCUGGAUUUUGGAAACUAUUUCAGGAUAA
Messenger RNA from Toxorhynchites rutilus septentrionalis, 771 nucleotides. RefSeq names its product chymotrypsin-1-like. The record is from RefSeq and is a predicted model, not a curated record. Gene Ontology annotation, molecular function: serine-type endopeptidase activity. The transcript is spliced from 2 exons. Lineage: Eukaryota; Metazoa; Arthropoda; Insecta; Diptera; Culicidae. Gene Ontology annotation, biological process: proteolysis. The coding region runs from base 1 to 771 and encodes 256 amino acids.